This is a messenger RNA of Lucilia sericata (common green bottle fly), 1371 nucleotides long. RefSeq lists its product as uncharacterized. Bases 37 to 432 code for a protein of 131 amino acids. The transcript has a single exon. Lineage: Eukaryota; Metazoa; Arthropoda; Insecta; Diptera; Calliphoridae. The record is from RefSeq and is a predicted model, not a curated record.
ACCAUACUCGCCCAUGAACUGCUAUUGGGCGUGCCUAUGUCUAGUAGUGGAGAAACUUUGUGUGGCGCCAUAUCGCCCACAACAUCGGUGGCUUCAGCUGUUAUACCUGGCUGCAGCAGUAGUACCGCAAACUAUUUAAGAUCUCUAGCCACCGAUGAGAAUACCUGCAAUACACUGCCACAUGUUACAAGUGCCAGUGCGGCCAGUGGCCAAUUAAAUGCCUCCACUACGGGCACGGGUUUGAGCAACAACUUACAACUGAAUCGUAAUCUGGUAAUGUUACGCAAUCAUUUGCGCAAAAAUACUAAUAACAUAACAGCAGGUGCAGCAGCAGCUGCAGCAGGAGUUGUAACACAAUCUACAACAAUUGGCAGCGGUAGCAGCACAAACAUUACCACAGGCAGCAGUCGAGAGAUUACAAAGGAACAAUAGCCCAGUUCUAUCGAAAAAAUACUACAAUACUUGAACAUCAUCAACAUCAGUGUCAGCGUCAUAAGUACGUAUGUAUUAAAUUAACUUAUAAAUAAUAAAGUAUAAAUAAAAUCUCUAUAAAGAAAACCCACAUAAAAUAUAUUUAUACAAUAUAUUGAAAUUAUAUUUAGAUAAUAAACUAACUAAUUUAAGUCUGAUUCUUUAUAUAUGAUAAAUUUAUUUUGUUUAUGUUUAAUUUAAAUUUAGUUUAUCUUGAUUUUUUCAAUAUUUAAUCCUUAAGCUUAAACAAAAUGCCACAAAAAAAUAAAUUUCUAUAAUUUUAAAAAGGGUGUAAAUACUACACUUAACAAAAUCUUAUGUUGAAGGUUGAAUAUGUAUCAUUUCUAUUUAAUUUUUCUUUAGAAAAUCAUAUUUUUUUUAUUGAUUUGUUUAUUUUUAAUAUUUACCUUUAUAUUUAAGUUAUUUUUUUGUAAAAUUUUUGUUUCUAUUCUCUUAAGACUUAAUUUUGAAUAUAAGUAAAACAAAAAAUGCUGUGAUUCUUUAAAUAGAAACAAAAAAAUAAUAUUAAAAACAGAAAAAAAUAAACAAUUUUGUAUAAUGUUUCGUCGUUCAGUUCAAAUGUACAGUGUAUAAAUAUAAAAUAAAUUUAAAUUAUAAAAACAAACAAUAAAAAAAAAAACGAAAAAAUAACUAACUAAGCAAUGCAAAAAUAUAAAACGAAUAUAAAAAUACAAAACAAAAAAAUCAAUAAAAUACAAUAGAUACAUUUUUUAAAGUAUUUUAUAUUAAAUUAUACUUUUCUCAGGUGAUGGCAUUUAUGUAUUGUAUGAAAGUUUAAACAAAAAGUUAGAACAAAAAAUAAAUAAAAAAACUUGCAAAUAAUUGAAAAUACACAUACAUACUCAUAUAACACACAAAUAAACAAACUAACUACCCCCA